This is a messenger RNA of Apiotrichum porosum, 870 nucleotides long. RefSeq lists its product as uncharacterized. The transcript is spliced from 4 exons. Lineage: Eukaryota; Fungi; Basidiomycota; Tremellomycetes; Trichosporonales; Trichosporonaceae. Bases 1 to 870 code for a protein of 289 amino acids. The record is from RefSeq and is a predicted model, not a curated record.
AUGGUCAAGCCAGCAGCUUCGUCAUCAUCAUCUAUGUUUGCCGCGCCAAGAUGGGUCAAUUCGUUCUACUCCAAGUUUCCCCUCGUCACUCUUGACCAGCAAGACACGGUUGACUGGAAGCAGACGCGCACCCUCGGCGCCGUUCAGUCACCCUACACUCUCUGGAUUCACGAGUCGUCAACCAAGGCGCACCCUCACAAUCGCGACUGGGCUUCGAACGUUCCAUCUUCUCUCCGUGCUCAGCUUCUCUUUUUGCUGCGCGCCGUUCCUAUCCAGAUCCGACCAUGGGCAAACGAGUAUGCAGCUCCCAAGGGCAAGUUGCCUGCUCUACACAUCAUGAGCGAGAACCGACUUGUUGCUGCCGACGACAUCCGAACUUGGCUCGACUCCACCCAUCCUCUCAAAGGCAAGGCCACGAGCCUCCAAGGAAUGCCUAGCCAAGUGGCGUAUGACGAUGCCCUCGCGGUUGCCCAACUCAUACUUGUGCGCCUGCAGCCAGCGUAUCUUGCUUCCACCGCCGCCAAUGGCAAAGAGCUGGCGCUGCUCUUGCCUGAGCCCCCCGCUCUGGUCGGCGGUCUCACCACCCCACUCCCUGCAUCAUUGACUGGUGACGAUAGGGUCCUUGACCUCGAAGACCUGGUUGAACAGGGCAUUGAGGCUCUGCAAGCACUCCGGGCCAAACUGGGCAGCUCUUGGGCUCUCGGCGCCGAAUCGGCCACGCCUUUGGAUGCUCUUAUUGCCUCCCAUCUAUAUUGCAUUUACGCUCUGCCAGCGUCAUCAUCCCUGCGCUGCAAGCUCGAAGAGUACGCGGACCUGGGUGACUAUGUUGACAUGGUCCUGGACUUUGCCAGCCGUGCGCUGUCGCCAUAG